Messenger RNA from Haliotis rubra (blacklip abalone), 3263 nucleotides. Its product is annotated as AP-5 complex subunit zeta-1-like. The transcript has 19 exons. Bases 109 to 2796 code for a protein of 895 amino acids. Gene Ontology annotation, cellular component: AP-5 adaptor complex. The record is from RefSeq and is a predicted model, not a curated record. Lineage: Eukaryota; Metazoa; Mollusca; Gastropoda; Lepetellida; Haliotidae.
CCACGUGAGCGAUGUAAACAUGGCCUCUCAACUUUGGACAGUCUCAGACAGCAAGCAAGAAAUGCAUCACAGGAAGACAUUGAUAAGUUGUGUAACAACAUACUGGAGAUGAUGUGCACGCCAGAAAGGUCUGGGGAGCUCAGUGGGAUGCUGCGGCAGUUAUGCUUCAUACUCCAGGCAUCUGAGGAGGAGCCUUUCAUUUCCACCAAGCUGCUGGUGUCAUUACUGUCAGCAGUGAGUCCAGCAGGAGCGAAGUCGAACCCCCGUCAGUGUUUGUUGUGUCAGCAGAUUGUGUCAGAGCUACUCCCCUGUGAUGGAGACUGUGCCAAAACUAUCCAGCCAUUGGACAAAUCUCACGUGAACAAAGACCACCUACCUUUCUACAUACUACAGGGCGAGGGGUUUGGGUGUUUGGACCACAGUUUUUCUGAGGCUGUGAGGUGGUUGAGUACCAGGGGAGUUGACCUUGACACUCAGAGAAAGGCCUUCACCUUCCUCGUCUCCCUGUCAAUGCUACAUACCAAGCUUGCAUCAGACAAGAUAGUUCUGAAGACAAGUGAGCAGCUGUCCAAGUGGCUGGUGUCCGCUUCCCGCUAUCAGGCUCCCAAUCCUUACACCAAGAACCCUUUCCGUAAAGAUGAGUCCAACCUCGUCACCGAAGUAGAUGGCACUCCAAGUCGCAAUUUCUUUACAGUUCUGAAUAUAGGGCAGUACUUCACAGACGACCAGUUCCUGAACAUCUACACGUUCUCACUACUGUACCGCUGGCUGUACCACAACAACAUCAACUGUGGUGAUGGUGAGGCCACAGAUGCUGACAGCAGCAAGGAUCGGGAGACUCCUUUGUCUAUGUUGGCGACAGAUUCUCCACAGAGCUCUCCACGGAGAGAUGGAACUUCCCCAUCAUUUGCGUCUCUUGAUUCCCCAUCGCGAGGGACAACACCCGUUAGUUCUCUCGACUCAAGUGACCAGUUUUCAUCAAUGAUUUCCGAAUCCCCUCAAAGAGGGAGUGCCCAGUUUUCAUCAGUGAUUGCCGAAUCCCCUCAAACAGGAAGUGCUCAGUGUUCAUCAAUGGCUGGGGAAUCCCCUAGAAGAGGGAGUGCUCAAGUUUCAUCAAUGAUUACUGAAUCCCCUAGGAGAGGGAGUGCUCAGCUUUCAUCAGUGACUGGUGACUACUCUCGAAGAGGGAGCAUUCAGCAGUUGUCAAUGAGAAUUGGCACUCCGGACUCGCAAGACAAGGGGAGACAAUCAAAGGUGUUUGGGUCCCUGUCCUCGCGCACCGUUGACUACUGUUUCCGUGUGCUGGACCAGUGUGAAAGAAAGCCAAAGGUUAACACUGAUGCUGAACUGCAGAUUGCUUGCUUGGUUGAGGCAGUGACUGUCCUUGACCUCAUCUGUGAGCUGGAUGAAGGUCAUGUUCCUCGUGUGCACCAGGAAGUGAAGCGUCUGUAUGCUCGCGUGUCAUCUGAAGCCCAAUAUGCACCCAUUGUACUGCAGAUAUUGCAGUUCUUUGUUAACCACAGUAGCGCUGUGGUCCAUGACCCUGGAGAUACAUACCUGCACUACUUCCGUAAUGUGUUGGGCCGCAACUUCCACGAUCCAGGUGUGGCAUUCGACACCAUCAGAUUUAUUCUGCGUAACCUUGAGACCCUGUGUCAUACAACCAAGGUCCUCUCUUCUUUCUUCCCCAACAUUCUGAAGAUUCUUGCCUGGCAUCCGCGGACAUUUGUGUCUGAGUUUACAGAGAUCCUGCCUGCCCUCAUGUCUCCUGCCACAGCCAUGGAGGUGUUCCACACAGUCCUUGACCUUCCAUGCGUCACAGCAGCUUUAGAGGUUAUCGAGAAAGCCAAGAAGAUUGAGCAUCUAGGUCAGGGAUCAACUGGGGAUGCGGAACCAUCCAACUCUGUGGAGGCCUUCCAGCACCCGUUCUACAGACCUCUGUUCAGCUUUGUCACCCGCUACGACGGUGGCCACGGAGACACCAUCGACAAAUUGUCGUCUCUACACAACAUCUUGUCUGACAUGAAAGCCUUACCCAGGGUGGUGGUGUGCUCCCAGACAGUGCCAGUACUAGUCAGGGUGUGGUUCUCUGUGGUGCUGGAGGAGGUGGACGUGGAGUUCGCAGGGCAGCUACUUCCUGUCAUGCUGGAGAGGUCCUCUCUGCUCUACGCUAUCCCAGAAUUCCAGAAUGACAUCAGAAGACUCUUGUCUGAGAACCUGGUUGCCCUGCUACGGAAGUACCCCAGCAUCGUGAACAACCAGUACCAGGAGAUCUCCACCUUCCUCAUGGGCACACGCGACUUCUCUGACAGGGAGGCCAUCUUCUCUAAUCUGGUGUGGUGUGUAGGUGAGCUCUGUUCCCUUCACCAUGACCCCGGCUGUACGGCAGACCUCAUCGCCAAGUAUUAUGAAACUCUUGAGGCAAUGACCUAUGAGGUGUCAGGCUUGCUGUUGUCUGCAGAACAUAGGUCGGAGGUCAGCCCGAAGAUCGUGUCAGUACUCAUCUCCGCCAUAGCCAAGCUGUCCACCAGGUGUCAGGACCUGAUACCACGCGCCAUCUUGUGUCUAACCAAAGUUGCUAAGCAACACUACAACAACGCAGUGGACCCUGAGGGCAGUGAGGCCCUAGUGAGCCGAGCCCAUGAACUUAUCAACUUGCUGAAACUGCCAAAUUUUGCGUCAGUGGUACUUAAUCCUGCAGCAGACAUCGACUCUGGAAGGUGGCAUCGUGACAACACAGCUCUCCCCAUCAUCCUGAGAGGCACCUACAGACUGCUCUGUCCUGACUCCAAGUGAUGAUGAGCAGUAGAGAUAUCAUGUUCUAUUUACAUUAACCUCUUGAAAAAUACUAGACACUGUGUGAUAUCUGCAAAAUAAUUUGCUCUUUUAAACAAAUGAGUGAAUAUAACAUAAACUGGGCGAAACUUGGACCAAAGGGACCACAAGUCAUGUCAAGGUUGAACAGAUCAUUCCAGAUAGAGAGUAAAUACAUAGUGUAUUCCUUCAAACUAGCCUCGCACACAUUUAUUUAUUUAACACUUGUGACUGUAAAACAAAGUGCAAUAUAUUUAUUUUGUUACAAACAAUUUUUCAAACUUGUUUCCUGUUCUUUGUGAAUGACACACUUGUUUCUCCAUGGGAAUGGUAAGAUAAUUUCACACACGUUAGCUUGGCUGAUGAAAAAUCGAUAAAUAAAGACUAAAUUCCACUUAAAGAAAUGUUAGUGAUCAAUUUUGGCUUAUAAUAAAAAAUGUUAGUACUAA